Mucor velutinosus is the source of this 615-nucleotide messenger RNA. RefSeq lists its product as uncharacterized. The record is from RefSeq and is a predicted model, not a curated record. Bases 1 to 615 code for a protein of 204 amino acids. Lineage: Eukaryota; Fungi; Mucoromycota; Mucoromycetes; Mucorales; Mucoraceae. The transcript is spliced from 5 exons.
AUGGGGCUCAACAAUUGCUGCUUUUGUAUUCCCCUCAGAGCUGGUGUUACUGCGAUUGCUGUUUGUUCAUCUGUGUUGUACAUUGGAAUCCUGAUUUGGCUGCUGAAAGAGCGUCAAGUGAUCUAUAGCUUACACGAUGAAUCAGCAGCUCUCGCUGUAUUUUGGAGUUUGGUAGCAGUGAUCGGUCUCUAUUCCGUCAGUGCGUUGUUUGGUGUGAUUGGCGGCAUUACGCAAAACAGGAGUAUGAUCAAUAUAUUUCGAUUUCUGUAUUGGACGGUCGUGAUACUACUCUUAUUAUCAUCCAGUGCAAUAUGGAUUUUCAUGCUGAUCAAGCAGAACAGCAUCAUUGACGAAUGCCAACAGUAUCUCAAUGACAGCACCAUCAUCACAUCUAGCCAACAGGGCCUGAUUCAGGAGGAUUGUCAUACAGCCACCAAGCAGAUUCUGAUUGCAGGCGGUAUCGUGGUAUUUGUAGGCAACUUUAUUCAAAUCUACUUUGCCUCCAUCAUCAAUGCCUACGCUACUCGAUUGGGGCAACAUGGCAGUUUUCAGCAUCACCAAUUACAUAACCUGGAUGAUUUCCCUGAGACCUCCAUCAAGACUAAUUUAUACUAG